AUGGAUGGCAUGAUAGGCGCUGCCGAGGGCCUACAUUCGUACAAUCGACGCUGCCUACGACGAGACCACACCACACAAGCGCUGAUUGACAUUUUGGUCGGCAAGCUGUCAAACACUAUCAAGCUGUUCAUCGAUGACAGUCAGGUGACUACCCCCAACGGCGUCGGGGGAUCACACACGGCCGGCCACUACUUUAUCGACGGUGAUGGCGGAUCCGGCUUGAUACAUGCACCCUACCAUGGAUGGACCUCAUCUACUGGCUGUGGUAGCUGCUGA
Pyricularia grisea is the source of this 276-nucleotide messenger RNA. RefSeq lists its product as uncharacterized. The record is from RefSeq and is a predicted model, not a curated record. The coding region runs from base 1 to 276 and encodes 91 amino acids. Lineage: Eukaryota; Fungi; Ascomycota; Sordariomycetes; Magnaporthales; Pyriculariaceae. The transcript has a single exon.